Molecule: messenger RNA, 1006 nt
Organism: Misgurnus anguillicaudatus (oriental weatherfish)
Lineage: Eukaryota; Metazoa; Chordata; Actinopteri; Cypriniformes; Cobitidae
Gene: lxn
Product: latexin
Molecular function (GO): metalloendopeptidase inhibitor activity
Source: RefSeq, a predicted model, not a curated record
GAAUUCUUCAGAGAAACCUCACAGUUCAGUUGGAAUCCAGAGCUCCUGCAGUCUGAACUAAUCCUGGUGUGGAUCGUGAAAAUGUUCUGCUUUGUUUUGCUGGUUUUCUCUUUGGUUCAGCUCACCCCAGCUUUACCCAUCACUCAGAAACAUCUGCUGUCCUGCUGCGAGUCUGCAAGUCUCGUGAACGACUGUCUUAACACCAUUAAAGAGUCUGAGACGGAAGCUGAUGCUGAAAUGGCCACGGGAGAUUUAGAGCCGACACAUUUCCCAGCUCGCCGGGCAGCUAAAGUAGCCCUACAUUACAUCAACACACAACACGGCUCACCCUUCAAAGUGUUUGGACUACAGACGGUGCACAAAGCAAGAGUUGAGGCUGUAGAAACAGGAGGCAGGAAAUAUAACCUGGACUUCUCUGUGAUCAACUGGGCCAGUGAGGGUUCAGGUGUGUUGAGUUGUACAGCCGAGGUCUUUUUUCCUCAGAAUGGUCCACCUGAGGUUCAGUAUAACUGUGAUGGACUACAGAACAUCAACUUUACGUCUGAAGAAGCAGAUUUCUUCCAGAAAUACAGAGCGCCUGAGAGCCCGGUCACUGCACAAUACAUACCAGGCAUCUACGGUAACAUGACUGAUGAAAUGAAGCAGUUUUGGCAUUUGGCUCGUGUGGCUGCAUCCUUCAUCAUGCUGAGAGAAUCCAGUGAGAAGACAGAGUUUAAUAUGGCACAGGUGGCAAACAUCACACAACAGGUGACGCAUGAGAACGAGUUGAUGUUGAACUAUUAUGUUCUUCUUCAUGACAUGCCCUCACAGGAGAUCAUUCAUUGGAAGCUGUUGAUGUCUUGGUCUCCAGAUGGGGGCGUACGAGUGCUGAACAGUGAAUGGCAGCCGAAAUGCCCUCACGAUGUCCCACCCAACAAUAACAAUACUGAACCUUAGUCAAACUAAACUCACAGUACAUACAGUUAUCUGAUCAUGAUGACUAAUAAAGUCUAAAAUCUUACUGUUA